Molecule: messenger RNA, 4237 nt
Organism: Wyeomyia smithii (pitcher-plant mosquito)
Lineage: Eukaryota; Metazoa; Arthropoda; Insecta; Diptera; Culicidae
Gene: msk
Product: importin-7
Exons: 10
Coding region: 321-3482 (1053 amino acids)
Biological process (GO): protein import into nucleus
Cellular component (GO): cytosol; nuclear envelope
Molecular function (GO): small GTPase binding
Source: RefSeq, a predicted model, not a curated record
UUCGCCGUCUGCUCAAAAGCCACCCCGUUGUAGUUUGCUGUUCUCUUGUGGUUUGUGGUGUGUCAUUAUUUUACGGCUAGUCUUAAUUUUUCCAUCGGAGUGCAGAAGUUCGCUCAGAUUCUCAACCCGCGUGUGUAACCAGGUUUGUUGGGAAGAAUACCUUGUCUUCCACUUGUCUGAAUACAAAAUCAGUACCAGAAAAAAAUCAGGUCGUGCUGUGCUCUAGGUCUUGUGUGGACGCGAUUGUUUACCGCGUGUGUAUUGCAAUUUUUUACAUAGCUCAUACAAACUUGUGAGCAGUGGAAAAAUAACGUAGCAAAAUGGAUAACACAAAAAUUUGCGAGCUGCUGCGGGCAACAAUUGAACCAAGCCAGCGGCUGCAAGCUGAGGAACAAUUAAACCAGGUACACAAAAUCAUUGGUUUCCUGCCAAGUUUGCUGCAGGUGAUAAUGCAAAACGACGUAGAAAGUCCCGUUCGCCAGGCUGGUGCAAUCUACUUGAAGAAUUUAAUCACGAGCAGCUGGCAGGACCGAGAAGCGGAAGCAGGUAAUCCAAUCCCGUUUUCCAUUCACGAACAAGACCGUGCCAUGAUCCGAGAUACGAUCGUGGAAGCCAUUGUUCAUGCUCCGGACAUCAUCAGAGUACAGUUGUGUGUUUGCAUCAACAAUAUUAUCAAAAACGAUUUUCCCGGCCGAUGGACGCAGGUGGUGGACAAAAUUAGCAUCUAUCUGCAAAAUCGAGAUGUUAAUGGUUGGAAUGGAGCUUUAUUAUGCAUGUAUCAACUAGUUAAAAAUUAUGAAUACAAAAAAUCUGCGGAGAGGGCCCCACUAACUGAGGCAAUGAAUUUGCUAUUACCUCAGAUGUACAAUCUGAUGUUGAACGUUAUCAAUGAUCCAUCCGAGCAGAGCGUACUUAUGCAAAAACAAAUUUUGAAAAUUUAUUACGCUUUAACGCAGUACGCCUUACCCUUGGAAGUCAUUACAAAAGAAAUAUUCGCGAACUGGAUGGAAAUUUGCCGUCAAAUAUUAGAUCGCCCUGCUCCAGAUUCCUCUAAUAUCGACGAGGACGAACGGCCUGAGCUGCCUUGGUGGAAGGUUAAAAAAUGGGCUUCUCACAUUGUGCUACGCAUGUUUGAACGCUACGGGAGUCCAGGGAAUGUUGUCUCGAAAGAUUACAAUGAGUUUGCGGAAUGGUUCCUGCAGACGUUUACAAGCGGACUGCUUAACGUACUGCUCAAAAUUCUGGAUCAGUAUCGAAACAAAAUCUACGUCUCGCCGAGAGUGAUGACCGAUACGCUCAAUUACAUCAAACAUGCCGUCUCUCAUGCACACUCGUGGAAAAUGUUAAAACCUCACUUCAUUGCUAUUAUCCAGGACGUGAUUUUUCCGUUGAUGUCGUACUCUGAAGCCGACGAAGAAUUAUGGGAAGCUGACCCAAUCGAAUACAUCCGUCAAAAGUUUGAUGUGUUCGACGAUUACACCACACCGGUUCCAGCCGCCGAAACUUUGCUACACAAUUGCUGCAAAACUAGGAAAGGUGUCUUGCCUCAGGUCAUGCAGAUUAUUAUGCAAAUUAUCAACGCGCCGAAUCUUAAUGCAAAGCAAAAAGAUGGUGCUCUUCAUAUGGUCGGAUCACUGGCCGACGUUCUACUGAAGAAAAGAGUAUUCAAGGAACAGGUCGAAAACCUUAUUAUGCAGUAUGUUUUUCCAGAAUUUAAUAGUCCACAUGGACACCUUCGUGCUCGGGCCUGUUGGGUGUUGCAUUACUUUAGUGAAAUCAAAUUGAAAAAUCAGCAGGUCUUGGCGGAAAUCAUGCGGCUUACUUCGACCGCAUUGCUUAAUGACAAAGAGCUACCGGUCAAGGUAGAAGCUGCAGUUGCCUUACAAAUGUUCCUCAUCUCACAAGACAAUGCGUCCAAGUACUUGGAGAAUCAAAUCAAGGAAGUAACAAUGGAACUUCUGAAGAUAAUUCGGGAAACCGAGAAUGAGGACCUUACCAAUGUACUGCAAAAGAUAGUGUGCACAUAUUCUGACCAGUUGUUGCCGAUUGCAGUGGAUAUCUGCCAACACUUAGCAACUACUUUCAGUCAGGUACUUGAGGCAGACGAAAAUUCCGAUGAGCGAGCCAUUACCGCUAUGGGUCUAUUGAAUACAAUGGAAACACUCCUAAGUGUAAUGGAAGAACAUCCGCAGGUGAUGUUAUCCCUACAUCCGAUUGUUCUGCAAGUAGUUGGCCAUGUUCUACAACACAAUGUUAACGAGUUCUACGAAGAGGCAUUUUCUCUGGUGUACGAUUUAACCUCCAAGUCUAUAUCACCCGACAUGUGGAAGUUGCUUGAGAUUAUCUACCAGCUUUUCCAAAAAGAUGGAAUCGAUUAUUUCGUGGAUAUGAUGCCCGCACUUCACAACUACAUAACUGUCGAUACGCCUGCAUUUUUGUCGAAUCAGAACCACGUCCUGGCUAUGUUCAAUAUGUGCAAAACAAUAUUGACUGGUAACACCACAGAGGAAGCAGAGUGCAGUGCAGCAAAACUGCUGGAAGUAAUCAUUUUGCAGUGCAAAGGCCGCAUUGACGAAUGCAUUCCAAGUUUUGUAGAAUUGGCUCUAACACGGUUGACGCGCGAAGUCAAAACAUCCGAGCUGCGAACGAUGUGUUUACAGGUUGUUAUAGCUGCGCUCUAUUAUAACCCACAGUUACUGCUACAGAUUCUCGAAAAAAUCCCUCUACCUGUGAGUAACGAAUCGAUAGCUUCACAUUUCAUAAAACAGUGGAUACAUGAUUCGGAUUGUUUCUUAGGAAUUCACGAUCGUAAACUGUGCGUGAUUGGUUUAUGUACGCUGAUGACCCUUGGAGAUGGUAAACCGACAGUGUUGAGUGAAUUGAGUGAUAAAAUUAUUCCUACACUGAUACUCAUAUUCGAUGGGUUGAAGCGUGCAUACGCGGCCCGUGCCUCUGAAGGGGAAGAAGAAGAAAGUGAAGAAGAAGACGAUGAUCUAGAGGAUGGCAUUUCCAGCGAUGAAGACGAGGUGGAUGAAAUGGGACCUUCAUAUUUUGAUCGUGUAGCCAAGAUGGCCCAGGAUAAAGCAGCGGAGCAGGGUUUCGAACUAACGGCGACGAUCAAGGACGCCGAUUCCGAUGAUGAGGAUGACGACGACGACGAUGACGACUCUGGUGACGAAAUUGAUGAAACGGCACUAGAAGGAUUCACCACUCCAUUAGAUGACGAAGAUAAUCCAGAAUGUGUAGAUGAGUAUAUUGCUUUCCUUGAAGUUAUGUCCAAUCUACCAAAUGCCGAUCCCAACUGGUAUAACAUGCUUACCAGAAAUUUAAAACCAGAGGAGGCGAAGUCUUUGCAAGAAGUACUUGUGCUGGCCGAACAGAAGAAGGCUGCCAAACGUUCUAAGGAAAUUGAAAACAGCGGAGGUUACCAGUUCACUCAGCACCAGAUUCCAAGCUCGUUUAAUUUCAGUGGACAACAGUAACGGUAUUGUGGGUAUACAUCACUUCUGAAGAUAACACGGAAUCUUAAAAACAAUAAACUGAAAACUACUGUAAAAAGAUCGCUACACAACAUUAGGAAAAAAGCAAAAAAAAAAAACUAAGCAUUAGAUUUACUAGCAUAUUUUGUAUUUUUUUGUUUCUGAAGCGUAAAAUGAAGAACCAUCAUUGUACAACUGAUACAAAUUUCUUUUAAAAAAGGCAGGGAUGAGUACCCGAUAGUGGAACCGAACCGAAUGUUGACAUCAAUAUUAGUUAUUUUCGCUGCAUUGUUUCUCACAAACUAUUUAUGAGAGAUUGUUUCUGUUAACUUUGAAAGAAAACAAAAAAAAAAUAUUAAAUUGCUUCGGAAGCACAUGUUGACAUUUUUGUUCCGUUCUGAGAGUGUUCUGUCUGUAAGACCGAGGAUUAGGAAUGACUGUAUUUUAGCAUGAAACGCUGCUUACAAUAUCAGGGAUAGGCUUGCAUUAAGCAGUUUAAUGUUGACGAAUAUGCAUGCAGAAUAUCGUCAAGUAUUAAACUAUGCAACACACACACACAUGUACACCGUAUAUUAAUUCGAAUCAACGUCUUUAUUUGACUCAUGAAUUUGUUAGUGUUGAAUGAAUCAAAAUGUUUUUUUAAACCAAAAUUGCAUGAUCGGAAAACAAAUUUAUUAUUAGGUUAUUUUUGCCUUUCAACAAAUAAAUUCAGUCCUAAUUCAACUACUUUGAUUUAUUACACCAUUUUCAAUAUCCCA